CUUUAAAGCCUUGACAUCAAGAGGCGGACCCAGCAACCCCCCUUCUCAGCCCCUCGCCCCCGAUCCUUGGCCAUGGACCCGGCGUAUCCGGCCUGCCCUGGUCCAGCUCAACACCUGAUUUCGGCAAGGUGACCAUUCUGGCUGUCAGAGUGAGUGUGCCAGCCUGGCCGAGGGAGCAGAGACAGCCUGCCCGGCCUCUCGCACUUGUUCCCAGGACCUGAUGUCAGAGGCCAUGGACCAGCCGGCUGGGAGUCCUGAGAACCCGAGGCCAGCAGAGGGUGGUGAUGGCGGCAUGGAGCCGGGUACCUGCCAGGAGCUCCUGCACCGACUGCGGGAGCUGGAGGCAGAGAACUCGGCACUUGCCCAGGCCAACGAAAACCAGCGGGAGACCUAUGAGCGCUGUCUGGACGAGGUUGCCAACCAUGUGGUACAGGCACUACUGAACCAAAAGGACCUUCGGGAGGAGUGCAUCAAGCUGAAGAAGAGAGUGUUUGACCUCGAACGACAGAACCAGAUGCUGAGCUCCCUGUUUCAGCAGAAACUCCAGCUCACGACAGGCUCCCUCCCUCAGAUCCCACUUACCCCACUCCAGCCUCCAUCAGAGCCACCAGCCUCCCCCUCCCUGAGCUCCGCCGAGGGACUGGCCACCUCGCUGCCUCUGGGGCGCUGUGCUGGGCAGAGAGAGGUGUGUUGGGAGCAGCAGCUGCGGCCAGGAGGCCCAGGACCCCCGGCUGCCCCACCCCCAGCGCUGGAUGCCCUGUCCCCAUUCCUUCGAAAGAAAGCCCAGAUCCUGGAGGUGCUGAGAGCUCUGGAAGAGACUGACCCCUUGCUUCUCUGCUCACCUGCCACGCCCUGGCGGCCUCCAAGCGAGGGUCCUGGCUCCCCAGAGCCCAUCAACGGCGAGCUGUGUGGCCCACCCCAGCCUGAGCCCUCCCCCUGGCCCCCCUACCUGCUACUCGGCCCUGGUAGCCUGGGAGGCCUGCUACACUGGGAGCGCCUCUUGGGGAGCCAUGGGGAGGAAGAGGGUGCUGGGCGGCCCUGGGGCCCUAGUAGGGGCUCCCCGCAGGCCCAAGGUGCCAUCUCUGGCCCACCCUGUGCCCCAGGCAGCAGCUCCUCCUCCUCUUCUGAUGAGGCAGGUGAUCCCAAUGAGGCACCCAGCCCCGACACCCUGCUCGGGGCCCUGGCCCACAAACAGUUGGACCUGGGUCAGCUCCUUGAGGACACAGAGUCUUACCUACAGGCCUUCCUGGCCGGGGCCACCGGCCCACUCAGCGGGGACCACCCAGGCUCCAGGCAGCCAUCCUCCCCAGACCAGGGCCCCCCACAGCUACCCAAGUCCAAAGGCUUCCCCAGGUCAGCUUGGGGUGGGGGUGCCCCAGGGGCUCACAGGCCAGUCUUUGGUGCUACCUCAGAGGGCCAGGAGCCCCUCCCCUUCCUCAGCAUGUUCAUUAGUGCGGGGGAUGCCCCCCCAGGCUCUCGACCUGGCCACCCCCACUCCUCUUCUCAGGUGAAAAGCAAGCUCCAAAUUGGCUCCCCUUCUCCUGGGGAAGCCCAGGGACCCCUUCUGCCCUCUCCAGCCAGAGGGCUCAAGUUUCUAAAGUUGCCUCCAGCCUCGGAGAAGGUCCCCAGCCCAGGAGGCCCCCAGCUCAGCCCUCAGCUCCCCCGGAACUCCCGAAUCCCCUGCCGGAACAGCGGCUCCGAUGGCAGCCCCUCCCCACUGCUGGCCCGAAAGGGCCUGGGUGGAGGAGAACUGUCCCCAGACGGGGCCCAGGGCCUGCCCACCAGCCCUUCACCCUGCUCCACAACCCCGGACUCUGCACAGCUCCGACCUCUCCAGCCAAGCCUUCUCCAUCACGCUGUCCCCUUGGGUCGCCCUGCUACGAGACUGAAGACUGGUCCCGAGGGGUCCCAGGGCCCAGAAAAAAACGGGGUGCCAGCCAGGCUUGGCACCGAGAAGGCGCGGGGAGCAGGGAGGUCUGGGGAGAGUACUGGAGACCUGGCACUCUCCAUCCCCAGGCCUGAGCAGCCAGAAGCCAAGGGGGCCCUGCGGGGGGCAGUGGCCUUGGGCACGAGCAGCCUAAAGCAACAGGAACCUGGGCUCCUGGGGGACCCUGGGGCCCGAGUCUACUCCUCCCACUCCAUGGGGGCCCGGGUGGACCUGGAGCCUGUCUCGCCGAGGAGCUGCCUCACCAAAGUGGAGCUGGCCAAGAGCCGGCUGGCAGGGGCCCUGUGUCCCCAGGUACCCCGCACCCCUGCCAAAGUACCAACCUCAGCCCCCAGCCUGGGCAAGCCCAGUAAGAGCCCCCACGGCAGCCCGACAAAGCUACCUUCCAAGUCACCUACCAAGGUGGUGCCCCGACCUGUGGCCCUGCCAGCCACCAAGGAGCCCCCCAAGCCUGACAAGGGGAAGGGCCCACCAUGGACAGACUGUGGUAGCACCAUGGCUCAGCCCACACCCUCAGCACCUGGCCCGGCUGACCCAAGCCAGGGUCCUGAGGGGCGUGCCCUACACUCGGCCAUUGAGGAGAAGGUGAUGAAGGGCAUCGAGGAGAAUGUACUGCGGCUCCAGGGUCAGGAGCGGGCACCAGGCACCGAGGCUAAGCACCGAAACACUAGCAGCAUCGCCAGCUGGUUUGGCCUUAAGAAGAGCAAGCUGCCAGCACUAAACCGCCGCACAGAGGCCACCAAGAGCAAGGAAGGGGCCAGCGGGGGCUCCCCGCUCCGGAAGGAGGUAAAGGUAGAAACCCGGAAGCUGGAGGCAGAGAGCCUCAACAUCUCCAAGCUGAUGGCUAAGGCAGAGGAUUUGCGCCGGGCGCUGGAGGAGGAGAAGGCCUACCUGAGCAGCAGGGCCCGGCCGCGGCCCGGGGGACCAGCACCAGGGCCCACUGCAGGGCUGGGGCAGGUCCAGGGCCAGCUGGCUGGCAUGUACCAGGGCGCGGACACCUUCAUGCAGCAGCUGCUCAACAGGGUGGAUGGCAAGGAGCUGCCACCCAAGAGCUGGAGGGAGCCCAAACCCGAGUAUGGUGACUUCCAGCCAGUGUCCUCUGACCCCAAGAACCCCUGGCCAGCCUGUGGGCCCCGAAAUGGCCUGGUGGGCCCUCUUCAGAGCUGCGGGAAACCUGGGAAGCCAAGCAGCGAGCCAGGACGGCGGGAAGAGAUGCCUUCAGAGGUCAGCCUGGCCGAGCCAGUGCCCACCUCACACUUCACAGCCUGUGGCUCCUUGACUCGAACCCUGGACAGUGGCAUUGGGACCUUCCCGCCCCCAGACCAUGGCAGCAGUGGGACUCCCAGCAAGAAUCCUCCCAAGACCAAGCCACCACGGCUGGAGCCCCCACCGGGGGGGCCCCCAGCACGGCCACCACCCCUUACCAAAGUCCCCCGCCGCGCCCACACGCUGGAGCGUGAGGUGCCAGGCAUCGAGGAGCUGCUGGUGAGCGGGCGGCACCCCAGCAUGCCGGCCUUCCCCGCACUGCUCACUGCUGCUCCCGGCCACCGGGGCCAUCAGACCUGCCCUGACGAUCCCUGUGAAGACCCAGGACCUCUCCCUCCUGUCCAGCUGGCCAAAAACUGGACCUUCCCCAAUGCCAGGGCAGCCGGUGGCUCCACUGACCCUUUCCUGUGCCCACCCCGACAAUUGGAGGGGCUGCCCAGGACCCCCAUGGCCCUGCCUGUGGACCGGAAGCGGAGCCUGGAGCGCAGCCGCCCAGCCACUGCCACGCCCCCGGGCCCGGCGUUUGGGGGUAGCCGCACUCCCAGCACAUCGGACAUGGGUGAGGAAGGCAGAGUGGCCAGUGGGGGCCCCCCAGGGCUGGAGACCUCCGAGUCUCUCAGCGACUCGCUCUACGACUCGCUCUCCUCCUGUGGGAGUCAGGGCUGAGGAGCUGCACCUCGGCCCCUCUCAGACACAGCCUGGACUGGCUCUCCUCGGGCCCAGCCCCCUCGGGGCCCUGCGGCUCCUCCCUGCAGGGACCAAAGAGGCAGAUGGACCAGAAGGCGAAGGGGGCGCCUGGCACCCCCCCUGCCCUCCGCUGCUGUGGAGGAGAUGACCACUCUCAGCUCAGGGAGAGACCCCACCUUUGGUCCUUCCUCUCACCCAGAGUCAGGCUCUUCCUCUGAGGGACUGGGUUCCAGGCCGCUGCCCCAGCCCUAGCUCCUACUUCAGGCUGAGCCAUCCCGUGGUGCUGGGCUUCCUGCCCGCCGGCUGUGCCAUCUCCGCCAACCUGGCCGCUCCCUGCCCCCAGCCCCUACGGGGCCAGCCGGAGGCCCCGCGCUGGUGGAGUUUGGGGGCGAGGGGUCAAGUUGCCUUCUCUCUCAUCUGCCCUGGUCCUCCUUGCUGUCUGGAUGGUGCUGCCCUCCCCUGUCCCAUGUCUUUGGGUCAUUUGUCAGUCUUUUUGUUGUUGUUUUUUUAUACAUUAAAGCACCUGGCCCAAUCCCCACUCCCCACCCUCAUCCCGCACUGCGGUUAAUUUAUCUGUCGUUAUAAAUGCGGCUGCUCUGCUUCCAGCCUCUGCUUCUGCAGUAUCCCUAAUAAAACAUGAAGGCCCCGCUGUA
Molecule: messenger RNA, 4551 nt
Organism: Myotis lucifugus (little brown bat)
Lineage: Eukaryota; Metazoa; Chordata; Mammalia; Chiroptera; Vespertilionidae
Gene: NCKAP5L
Product: NCK associated protein 5 like
Biological process (GO): microtubule bundle formation; microtubule depolymerization
Cellular component (GO): microtubule plus-end
Source: RefSeq, a predicted model, not a curated record